Pelagomonas calceolata is the source of this 534-nucleotide messenger RNA. The record is from the annotation of a GenBank genome assembly. NCBI's taxonomy places the organism in Eukaryota, Pelagophyceae, Pelagomonadales, Pelagomonadaceae.
AUGCGCCACAUCAAUAAAGUUCUUCUUGCAACAGCUAGCUUGCGUCUUGAAAGCUCGUCUGCAAGCAAGCCACGUGCAAUUAGUUUUAUAUCCGGCGUGGGCGAAGAGCAAGUGGAUUUUGAGCCAGCCGUAUCCUUGGAGGGCAAAGUAGAAUUUUACAUGCACACGAUUCUCACUGCUCAGCGAGACACAUUACAAAAGAACCUUGAGAGAUCCCAAAAACGUUACCCUCUGAGACCAAGAGCAGAGUGGUUACUGGAAUCAAAUCCAGCUGGUUACUCACUAGAUCCGGCACAGAUUGCAAUAUUGGUUGCAAGUAUUCAAUCGGUCAUGGUAAUCGAAGGAGCCAUGGACAAUAAUACACUUGUACUAUACUCUGAUCGACAGAAGCAAGAUCUCAUCGAUCUAGUCAGGCUGACACAAACAAACCUGAAGGGUAGCGAGCGACAACGCGUGAUGUGCCUAAUUACAAUGGAUGCACACACGCGCGACAUACUUGGUAAAUUAAUCAAAGAAGUCUCCGUUGACAAAAAU